This is a messenger RNA of Pocillopora damicornis (cauliflower coral), 315 nucleotides long. RefSeq lists its product as uncharacterized. Lineage: Eukaryota; Metazoa; Cnidaria; Anthozoa; Scleractinia; Pocilloporidae. The record is from RefSeq and is a predicted model, not a curated record.
AUGUCACCGACAACUGUGAAAGGAGAGCAGAUCUACCGAGAUGCAUGCGACGAGAUGAAGGGUUGGAACGCGGAAGUUUCAGAGAAGCUAAAGAGGGAGUGGAUCAAAUGGUCUACGCAAUUGAAGCCUGUGAGAGUUCCAAAAAGCAUAGCAAGAGGAGCUGGUCGAGUGCAAGCCGUACAUCUUCAUUUAUUCGCUGACGCCAGUAACGUUGCAACCAUAACCGUAAUCGAAAGCACGGCAGGAGUAGUUCAAGGUUUACUCACCUCAAAAUCUAGAAUCUUAAAACGAGCCACAUCUACUGCGAGACUAUAA